This is a messenger RNA of Chara braunii, 2540 nucleotides long. Lineage: Eukaryota; Viridiplantae; Streptophyta; Charophyceae; Charales; Characeae. The record is from the annotation of a GenBank genome assembly.
CGAAGUCCUCUCUCUCUCUCUCUCUCUCUCUCACACACACACACACACACACACACACACACACACACACACACACACACAGACAGGGGUGUUGUGCACGGAGAGGUCCGCGGAGAUAUGGGCGGAGUGCCAUUCAAACUCGGUGCAAAACCGAAUGGGCGUGCGUAGACUGGCGUGGGGAAGUGCAUUCUCUGUCUCUCUCUCAGAGCGGUGCUCGCGCUUGGAGAGGGGCGUGGAGAGGUAUGCAGGGUCGGAAGGAUGAGCGCGCGGUGUUUCUAGUCGUCAGAAGUACUGCAUGUGCUAUUUUAUCCCUUUCGCAGAAUGGCUAGCGGGGAGAACUGCACUCAAAGUAUUUGAGCUGGCCAGAUUCAAGCUAAUAUAACCCAUUUGGACCAUAAAUAAAAUCACGAGGACGUGCUCAACUAAAAAUGAUGCCAUUUGGGAGGCGGCCACUUGGAGCCACAGACUUACGUCUGGAAGGGAAAGCUGGAGGGCAGGGUGAGCCAUUGGAGUAUUUUACACAGCUUGAAGAUGCUGUUAAACGAAAACGAGAGGUGCCAUCGUUCAUUGAGAGGAUGCGUUGCUGGAGGAGUGUGUUUGAGAGAAAUGGAUGUCAGAAAAGGUUCGAGGUGAAGCAAGCAUGUCUGUGAGACAUGGGGAUUGUGGCUUUGGAGGUAGCCAGUGUGAACAGACAUGAUCCUCAACUACAGAUUUGCAUGAGGUCCCCCAGAGUGUGGGAACUGCAGAAUGAAAUAUUUGAUAUGUGGGAGGCAGGUUUGGUAAAGGGUGAGAAAUUUAAGAAGGGUGAAGUAUCUAAGAAGGGCAUCGCUGGGUUGAAAAUUGUGUUGAGAUGUGCAACAGAUGAGGCAGAGCUAGCAAAGCUAGGAGGCUACAGCAGUGCAGGGCUGGGGGAGAGGCUGGGUGAUGGGUGCAUGGUGGGGGAAGCCCCAUCGUCGACAGUGGAAGGCGUUCCUGUAAUUUUGCCUGUCAGUGAGAGGGACGAUGGCACUCUUGCUCAGGACGCAGACUUGGCGAUUUGUCCCUGGGUUCCAGUGGGCGCGUCGGAGGAUGGAAUGGUUGGUCAUUCGGCCUACAUGUCUGAAAGGGUGCGAAGGAUGCCGGAUGGCAGUGUCCUCGCGCAGGACUCGGUAGGCGGAAGAAGUCCAAAAGCCAUCACCACAAGUAAUGGUGUCUUACAAGUGCCUGCUGACAUGCCUGUCACUCCAUGGAUUCAAAUGGGAGCGCUGGAUGACGAUGACGUCAUCCAGGUACUGCAGAAGGUUCGUGAUCGGGAGCUCAGUCUCGAGGAGAUGGAGCAGGAGUUUGAAAGGAUCAAGCGGCGGAACAGAGCCAUCGAUGCAUUUGUGAAGGGGACGAACAGCGAGUCUUGGGAGGAUGCAAAGGAGAAGUUUCCGAUUCACACUCAAGAGCCGAUGAUUGAGCAGUGUUUUGGCGACACUGAAAAGAGUGCCAAAGGGACCGGAGGAGUGAUCCUUGCGAAUAUGGCAUCCCUGAUAGCUCGGGCGCUGAAGUGGAAGACACAGGAACUUAGGUGGCAGGUGGGUGGUUAUCCCGGGAUGGCGUUGGAAGAUGCUUAUGAUGAUUGGGUACGGUUUCUUAUUGAAGUCGAGGAGGGCAGGAAGGAGCGUGGAUGCGGUAUCGUGAAAAUUCUGCAAGCGAACGUGCUAGAGAUGAAGUAUAGAGUUGCUGAACAGGAGCCAUUUUCCCUCGCCAUCUUUGACUUCCCUUGCGGGUCCAGCGUCCCUGGGUUUGCUAAAUGACGAUAGGGCAUUCACACGAGCAGAAGUUUUGACGGCGAUUCAGAACUUCAUGUGUAUGACGUCCUUGCCCGUUUGGACUGUGGUCAACUUCUGCUCCUUGUCGAUGCUGCUCUGAUGUCCGUAGUGCUUUCGAGGAGGUCUGUAAUGCGGGUGUCGAAGUCUGUUGUUGGGAUCAGGUCAAUGUACAAAAACCGCUUGGUCAAGCCUCCUGUUUUGCUAAAUCCUUUCAACUGUUCGUCUUCGGCUACCACAGUGAGAGUGGGAGGAGGGAGGCCGGUCACUGCUACUUUGGACCAAACGACGGUUGCAGAAAUGUUGUCUCCUUCCUGGCCGUUACCAACAAGUUUGUCUUGCCAUCCGAUUCCAUGGUGGUGUGCCCUUGCCAGAAACCAGUCGAUUUGUAUAAGUGGAUAAUAACAUAUUUUUCGUCGGAAGGGUCGUCCAUCUUAGAUGGAUGCAUGGGGUCAGGUACGGGAGCGGUGGCAGGUUGUCUGCUCGGUAGACAAGUCCCGGUGGAGCAAUGGAAUGACAAGUGUAUUCAGGGAAUAAAGGCGCGAUUGUCCAUAUACUUUGCCAAAGAGGCGAGAGAGGAGGUAGAAAGGGACGACUCUGGAUACCCGAAACAGGUUUAAGAUAUGCUCAAUCAGCAGUAGUAGGGUAGGAAUCCAAGUUUUUGUGAAUAGUUGUGUUCUCUACGGUUGUCGUUCCUGUCUUUUUGACUGCAGCUUCAGGAGGCAGCGGCACCCGCCUUAACAUAGA